UGUAAACUUUUUUUUUGACUCACACUGUAGAGGAAAAUAAAUGAUGCAGCCUUAUCUAAGAACUACCUCAAGAGCAGAAUUGUGUCAAAUCUAUAUUUUUACAAAUUUUAGAAUAUGCCUUUUUAUGCUGUGUAACUGGACGUAAAUUCCACAAUAUUAAACAAGAGGAAUGAAUAUAUUUAUAUUAUAGUGACUUUGUUUAUACAUUUGUUGUCACAAGUGGAAUCUUUAAAAAGCAUUUGUACAAAAUACAAUAUAUGAAUAAUAACCGCGAUCGAUAGUUACUCCAUAUGGCAUGAGUACGUCAGAGAUGCUACGUGAAGCUUGAGAAAAUUAUUUACAUACAUAUAUAUGACGUACAAUCUUUAAAUAGCUAACCGCAAUAUUAUUGUGCAUUUUUAUUUCACAAUAGGAUCUGCACAAAAGAAAAUGGAAGGCAGACAUGCGGAGUUUAUGACUUGCAGAAUGAAUCGCACCGUGUAAAUUGACAUACGGGCCAUAUGCAUACAAUAUUCGUUAAACGCAUGCAGAACUGUAAAAUGGCGAGCAUAGCAGAGAUCGUUAUUGGAUUAUUAUGCAUAACUACUGGGCUUGUUAACCAUGUUCAGAGUCAGAGUCAAUAUGACGUACGGCUUACGGAUGGUGAUCAAUACAACAAUGGUCGAGUGGAGAUCUACUAUAAUAAUGAAUGGGUGACAGUGUGUGAUUACAACUGGGGUGAUGAUGAGGCUCAAAUCGUAUGUCGCCAACUCGGAUACAACUCUGGGAAUGCAGUUGUUAGAUAUAAUGCUUAUUAUGGGCCAGGAUCGGGUAGCAUCUUUAACGUGUACUGCUCGUUUUUCUCUGAAUCAGGUCUAUCGGCAUGUUCCUUUAUUGAGUCUUCUUUCUACAGCUGUACUCAUGAUAAUGAUGCAGGAGUUGAGUGUGGUGAUGGAACAACAACAUCAACUUCUUUCUUCCCAAGUACUUCCAUCCGUCUUGUUGGUGGCGCAUCUGCAGAUGAGGGUCGAGUAGAAAUCUACUAUAACGGUGAAUGGGGUACCGUUUGUGAUGAUUCGUGGGACGAUAAUGAUGCUGAGGUUGUUUGUAGACAACUUGGAUUGUCAACAUACUCUGCAGUUGCCUGGACAAGUACCGGUAUUUACGGACGAGGGACUGGUCGUAUUCUUCUGGAUGAGGUUAAUUGUUAUGGUUACGAGUACUCCCUGACAGCCUGCUCAUCCAAUGGGUGGUAUAACACUGACUGUUCUCAUCAUGAAGACGCUGGUGUACGCUGUGGCCCAAUAACAUCACCACGUGUUAUUGGAACAAUGUCAUUCGUCGGGAUAUCUUUAUUCUUGCUACUCGUCAUCGGUAUUGUGGUGGUCUGUCGAGUUUGUAAUACCAAGCCGAUUCCUACACACAUCGCGUCGCAUGGUACAGAACUCACCACUAUCAACAAUGGAUCUACAACCACCAAUCAAUAUACUGCCAGUCCUUCUGCUGUGACCCAGGGAACCCCUAUCUCAUAUCUGCCCCCACCUGCUACCGCACCAUCCACAGUGACAGUGCUUCCUCCAGGAUAUUCGUCUCAAUCUCAAGCACCAGUUAACCCUUCACUGUCCCCCGGAGCUCGUAACCCAGAGACAGGUCAGUCCCAGUUUCCUGAAGAACAUGAAUACCUUGAAGUGAAUCCUGGAGUACCUCCACCAGACGGUGCAAAUACCUACCAAGAUCUAGACUUAACCCAUCAAGAAAGCUCUUAUCAAGAUCUUAACCAGUUUCCUGAAGAUAAUGAUUACCUUGAAGUGAAUCCUGGAACACCUCCACCAGACAGUACAAAUACCUACCAAGAUCUAGACUUAACCCAUCAAGAAAGCUCUUAUCAAGAUCUUAACCUUGCUUAGAAUAAGGUAGAAUUGUCCAUGAAACGAUGACCAACGAGAAUUGGGAAAUGUGAUGAAAUUAAAUAAAACCAAACGUAGAAGUGAGUUACCAGAAGCAUGCUAUAUGGCAUGUAAACGUGAUAAUGCCCCUCUGUCAGCCAUGCACAAACAAAAA
This is a messenger RNA of Strongylocentrotus purpuratus (purple sea urchin), 2040 nucleotides long. Its product is annotated as deleted in malignant brain tumors 1 protein. The coding region runs from base 501 to 1886 and encodes 461 amino acids. The transcript is spliced from 4 exons. The record is from RefSeq and is a predicted model, not a curated record. Gene Ontology annotation, cellular component: membrane. NCBI's taxonomy places the organism in Eukaryota, Metazoa, Echinodermata, Echinoidea, Camarodonta, Strongylocentrotidae.